Messenger RNA from Ylistrum balloti, 1011 nucleotides. RefSeq names its product alpha-(1,3)-fucosyltransferase C-like. Bases 1 to 1011 code for a protein of 336 amino acids. Gene Ontology annotation, cellular component: membrane. The transcript has a single exon. Gene Ontology annotation, molecular function: alpha-(1->3)-fucosyltransferase activity. The record is from RefSeq and is a predicted model, not a curated record. NCBI's taxonomy places the organism in Eukaryota, Metazoa, Mollusca, Bivalvia, Pectinida, Pectinidae.
AUGAAUCAUGUUGUGAUACCUUUGGUGAAACCUUUGGUGAAACCUGUAGAAACAAGAAUACAAGUACAUUACUACAACCGUCCUCCAUGGAUUCCCAUGGACAUAUUCGCUGGUUGUGAAAGCAAGUGUUAUCUGACAGCAGGCGAAAGCAAAUCAUACGCUAAAAGUGAUGUUGUUAUAUUCCAUACCCCGUACGUUAUUGAAAGACAUCCCCCAAAGAAAAUGGGACAAAUAUGGGUGUUUCAUUCGUUGGAACCGCCAUGGAUUCAUUGGAUUAAAUUUAAAAAAUGGAAAAAUGUGUUUAAUUGGACAAUGAGUUAUAGAAGGGAUGCCGAUAUAACAAAUACAUAUGGUAUAUUUAGUAAACGAUCAGAUGAUAAAUUUACGCUGGAAAAGGAAACAAAGGACUUAUACAAAAAGUGGCAGAAUAAAUCAAAAGAUUUUGUGUGGAUGGUAUCUAAUUGCAAAACAAAAGGGAAACGGGAUUUAUAUGUUCAGAAAUUGCGAAAACUGACAGCAGUGGAUGUUUAUGGCAAGUGUGGUACAGAGAAAUGUCCAAGGAAAGACACUGCGAAAUGUUUAAAUCUUUACAGAUAUUAUUUAUCUUUCGAAAGCGAAUUAUGUGAAGAUUAUAUUACAGAGAAAAGUUUCAAACUUUACGAUCCUGAGGUUAUGACAUUACCAAUAGUAAGAAGUGGAUCAAACCUGUCCAUGUUCCUUCCUCCUGGAUCAUAUAUAGAUACCUCUAAAUUUCAACAUAUACCGGAUCUAGUGAAAUCCGUUAAAGCUUUGUCAAAUGAUAAAACAAAAUUCCAAAAAUAUAUUCAUUGGAGAACACACUACAGGAUUAAUAACAAUACAACCCAUUCUAUUGCAUUCUGUGAACUUUGCCGUCGACUUCACUUGAAAGAUAUACAUAAAUACCAACGACUGUAUACCGAUAUCGGGGAAUGGCUUCGAGGAGACAAAUAUGGACGAAAGUCUUGUAAAUCAGCAGCAGAUCUGAACUAA